AUGUCAUACUGGGUCGCUAUGUCACAUGCACUCGAGAAUCAGCAUGAUUGGCACGCAUCACAUGACUGGGUCUACGACAGAUUUGAUGUUGUUCCUACUGACGGACAAGAGUUGGAAAUUAUUGACGAGGUUCUAGAUGUCUUAGAGAGCCUUCCAUGGGAUGCCCCUCUCAAGGGAUUCGGCGCUCAGACAGAUCUGAGGAGCACUGAGCUCCGACCGCUGUUAGGAUCAUGUCCAAUUCAUGGUCGUGUUUUGGACAGCAUGAUUGCUGUAGUGGUCCAGUGUAUGCAAGCAUCAGACGAUGAAGACCUCCAGUCUAUUUCGGUUGAAUCUCUCGACUUUGCAGAUAUCCUUCGGCUUAGCGAUAAACAGUGGAAGAGCUACAAGACAGACAAGGCUUUCAUUCGCCUUCGUACCAUUGGCUCUGCAUUACGCGAGGGUGCACUUCAUCGUAUCCUCCUUCCCAUCAAUAUCGACAAUGUUCAUUGGGCUGUUAUUGAGGUUGAUGCUACAAACCAAAGCAUCUCCUAUGCCGACUCCCUUGGCUGGAGUUGGCCUAACGAAGACAUUGAUGCCAUACAUCAUUGGCUGGGCUAUCAUGGUUUCGCCAAAUUCAACCGGGCGACCACACUCCAGCACAGUGAACAGCAUGACUCGUUCUCAUGUGGUAUUGCAGCUCUAAACACUAUCAAACAUGCCUUGUUUCAAGAUCCGUUGUUCACUGACAAUAGAGCUUUUUCCCUCCAUAUGGGGGAAUUUCUUUAUAUCAUUUAUGAUCACCUCGAGCUCUCCGAUCUCAACGACGACCCAAACGACAGCUCAUAUUCAGACAGUGAUGAUGUCGAAACUCAGCCACCAUCCCCCCCAACUCUGCCUACGCAUCAUCCACAGCAAAAACCAAAACUCAACCUCCGUGCCACCAACGCAGAUCUGAGUACCGGUCUGUUCAAGUUUUUCCCGACGGUUUCACGCGAUGAGCAUUUAAAGCUUGCCUGGAAGCCUUCUACUCGGGAGCUCAAGGACUGGGAUCAGCAGGAGCAGGGCCUGUUGCCAGGAAAAGUUCAAUGUCGAGCCCGUGAAAAAGAUGCCAAGCAGAAACCAACCGUAGAAUCUGUUCUUCAUGAUCAUACUCCCCAACCGCUAGCAGUCACAAUUGCUGAGGCUUCAUGCCGGAAGCACAAGUGGGAGGACACAGAGGCUCGUCGUGUCAACUGGCAGAGCCCUCUUUUAUGGCCGACUAUCGAAACAGCUGCCAUUCGUGUCGGCUAUGGAAUGUCACCAAUUGAGAUUGAGCGCAAGCUUAAGCGAGUCGAUCCCUCCCGCUUUCAUGGUAUUUCUGCCCAAGUUAUAGGAAGGUGGAUUGACCAAAAUGGGACAUGGCCAGUAUGGCUUGCCAGUGUCCUCACUCAUGUUCAAAAGGGCAACCUUCCCUUGACAACUGCAACACCACCAGGCAUCCUUGCAAAGUAUCCUGAAGUCAUGAAGACCAUCAUCGAAGAUCUCCAUGCUCUGUGUGCGAAAUCUUCGAGGCCACUGCCAAGGAUGGCUCAAAAUUUCAAUGUACUGAGUCUUGGGUCAAGAAAUUCAUACAUCAAACUCUCAAUUGGACAUUUUGUCGUCCCACUCGCACUGCACUCGACCCCUUCCAAUGCCGAUCAACUCUGUCUGGACCAAUUUUAUCAUCUGACUUUAACUAUCCGUGAUUGUGCGAUCUUCGAUGCUUCCUUCUAUGUCAACAUUGACCAGACCAACAUUGUGUAUCAACCUGCGAACACCGCUACAUACGAGGAAGUUGGUUCCAAGCAAGUCGCAGUGAUUGGACAGGAAGAAAAACGAGCAUUCACUAUGGUCGUUGGCAUCUCUGCCUCUGGGGAUGCUCUUCCAUUCCAGGUCAUCUAUUGUGGCAAAACUGCUCGUUCACUCCCCUCAAAAAGCACACCACAAUUCAAGGACGCACAAGACUUGGGCUUUCAGCUGUGCUUCUCCAAUACCGAUACCUAUUGGUCAACAUUCCAGCUCAUGUGCGAUUAUGUUCGCAAUAUUCUAGUUCCCUACUGGACAAGACAGAAGGAGCUCAUUGGGGCUCCUGAUGACCAGGAAUGUAUCCUACAGCUGGAUGUUUGGUCAGUACACAAGUCUGUGCAGUUUCGCACUUGGCUUGAUCAGCAGUACCCAUGGAUCAAGUACCACUUUGUUCCUGGUGGCUGCACUGGAAUUGCUCAGCCAUGUGAUGUUGGCGUCCAAUGCCCAUUCAAGCUUGCUGAAUCUUUGUCGUUGCUGAAGAAAGACGAAGCUGCACACGUCAUCCGACUUGACACAACAUUACCCACACUCCGCGAUAGAUCUUUACAGUGGCUCAUCAACGGUUACCAUGCUAUCAACAAGCCUGACGUGGUCAAACAGUGUAAGGCUGGCACAACAUUCAAUCUCUCAUUCAAGAGCCUCACCAGUCAUGAAGCACUUCAUGCACUACAUGAUGUGCAAAAAAACGACACCGUGACUUGGGAAUGCAUCAAAACAGCUCAAUAUAAGACUCCCGAAGCCGACAAAGAAGUAGAGCUGCCUUUCACACAUGCUGCAGAUGUCGAGCUUGAUCCUAGUGAUGUUUCGGUGGAUACAGUUCUGCAACACAUUGCAUUGGGUGAAUCAUCUGUCCCUCAUGGCUAUAGCACUGAUGAUUUGGGGCUUCAAUCUACGCCUGAUGGGUCUACAGAGGUUGAGGCUGAGGGCCGUGGCAAGCGCAGACGUGUUGCGAACACUCAGUACAGAGACUUUUGGAUGCAUUAG
This is a messenger RNA of Suillus subalutaceus, 2787 nucleotides long. RefSeq lists its product as uncharacterized. Bases 1 to 2787 code for a protein of 928 amino acids. Lineage: Eukaryota; Fungi; Basidiomycota; Agaricomycetes; Boletales; Suillaceae. The transcript is spliced from 9 exons. Gene Ontology annotation, molecular function: nucleic acid binding; cysteine-type peptidase activity. The record is from RefSeq and is a predicted model, not a curated record. Gene Ontology annotation, biological process: proteolysis.